This is a messenger RNA of Lactuca saligna, 2255 nucleotides long. The record is from the annotation of a GenBank genome assembly. Lineage: Eukaryota; Viridiplantae; Streptophyta; Magnoliopsida; Asterales; Asteraceae.
CUCCACCAGCAAUGGAAGAUCGCCUUUGACGUCACAAGGGAAGACAAUAAAUUCACUCUAAUCGACAUACAUAGUAGAAGUAGAGCUUAAUCACACAUCAACAAGAUUAAGUGACAAAAAGACAUCAAAUUCAUCGUUUUUUAGAGCAGCAAUUUGUGAAAAGAGAUCGAGUUUUCGAUUGAGGAUUGCAAAUUUGACAAAAGGAGAAAAAAGAUGAGGGCGUUGGUAGAUUCACUUGGGCUUUUGUUCAUGAUUUCGAUGUUCAGUGCUUGUAACGGGCUAUCUAUUCCUCGAAUCAUUGAACGCAUGCACAUCAGCAGUAGUGGUAGUAGCAACAGCAGUUAUUUGACCAAGGAUGAGUUCUGGUUCAAUCAGACGCUCGAUCAUUUUUCCCCUUACGAUCAUCGUAAGUUUGGGCAGCGAUAUUACGAGUACUUGAACGAAUUCAAGCUUCCCCAUGGUCCAAUCUUCUUAAAAAUAUGUGGUGAAGCUGCAUGUAACGGGAUAUCGAAUGACUAUAUGAGCAUUUUGGCAAAGAAGUUUGGAGCUGCUUUAGUUACACUUGAGCAUCGAUACUACGGAAAGAGCUCUCCAUUCAAAUCCCUAACAACCAAAAACCUAAAAUUCCUUUCAUCUAAGCAGGCACUAUUUGACUUAGCUGCUUUCCGUCAAUUCUAUCAGGAAUCAUUAAACUCAAAACUCAACAGAACAAAUAUUGAGAAUCCAUGGUUUGUUUUUGGCGUUUCUUAUGCUGGAGCUCUUAGUGCAUGGUUUCGUUUGAAGUUCCCUCAUCUCACAUGUGGGAGUCUUGCAAGUUCUGCUGUAGUUAAUGCUGUUUACAAUUUCACUGAAUUCGAUCAACAGGUUGGUGAGUCAGCAGGACCUGAAUGUAAAGCUGUAUUACAAGAAGUUACUCAACUUGUUGAACAAAAACUUGCAUCAAAUAGUAACGCAUUGAAGACCACAUUUGGUGCUACUCAGCUAAAAAUAGAUGGUGACUUCUUGUAUUUUCUAGCGGAUGCUGCAGCCAUAGCUUUUCAAUAUGGGAAUCCAGAUAAACUUUGCACACCAAUGACUAAAGCUAAAAAGGCAGGAGAAGAUCUAGUGAAUGCAUAUGCAAAAUACGUGAAGGAAUAUUAUGUAGGAAGUUUUGGAGCUGAAGUUGAAUCAUAUAACCAAGAAAAUCUUAAAAAGACAAACCCAAGUGUGUAUGAAUCUGGUGAUAGGUUAUGGUGGUUUCAAGUUUGUAGUGAAGUUGCAUAUUUCCAGGUGGCACCUUCAAACGAUAGCAUUCGCUCUUCAAAGAUUGACAUAAGGUAUCAUUUGGAUCUAUGCAAAAAUGUAUUUGGAGAAGGUGUGUAUCCGGUUGUUGAUGCAACAAAUCUUUACUAUGGGGGCAAAAACAUUGCUGGAUCAAAAAUAGUUUUUACAAAUGGGUCACAAGAUCCAUGGAGACGAGCAUCAAAGCAAGUGUCAUCUGAAAGCAUGCCAUCAUAUAUAAUUAGUUGUCAUAACUGUGGUCAUGGAAGUGAUUUAAGAGGUUGCCCACAGUCUCCUUCCCCUCCUGAAGGAAGCUCAAAGGGGUGUAGUUCAUCGGAUGUGGUUGACAAAGUAAGACAUGAGAUUGUAGAACAUAUAGACUUAUGGUUGGCUGAGUGUCAUGAUUUUAGUAAGUGUUCAAGUCAAUAAGUCUUCAGAAAAAUAGUAUAAAAUAUAAAACGUGUGAAUUGCUGCUUCAUUCAUGAUCUUAAUUAUCUGUUUUUAGUGAGAUUGAGAGAUGAUGAUGCAAAUAAGUUAUCAAAACCUUUGUUGCAUGUAAAUUGCAAACAUUUUUGUUCUUGGAGUAAGUUGUUAGCUAGUAAAAUGAAUGUCAUGUUUUAUGAUCACGUGUUUGGUUAUCAUAAAAACAUAUGAGAGUAGAAUGUGAUAACUUGAGAUUCCCACUUUGGUUUUAAUGAUAACAAACAUCGAAUCAAGAUCAUAUCGUUAUUUAACAAUUUAUUUGUUUGUGUGAAAGAUACUAUUGUGCAAGUAUUAUACAUCUAAGUGAUCAAAACAAUUUAAGCUUAAACACAUAUAAUGUGUUUAUGCCUCGAUGAAGGGCAUCAACAAAUACUUUCAACGAAGUUCUUUUUUUAUGUUUGGCCAAUGAAAGAAAGAUCUUAAAGAGAUUUUCCUAUGUAUAUUAAUCGUUGUAAGAGAUUAGAUUACUCAAAUUUUAAUAAUCAUACAUGUUUUGUUUUGUAAUUUGUAUG